AUGAACGACCUAAAUUACAACGCUGGGAUGAGCUCCUACCAAUUCGUUAACUCCCUAGCUAGUUGCUAUGGGAACCAGGCCUCGGGACGCACCGGCACGCCUGUUGAACAAUCUGGCCAUCCAGGCCUUCCGACGCCUGGAGCAGACUACUACAAUCCCAAUGCAGCAGCAUCAGCAUACCCAAACGCAUGUUAUUCACCGCCGCAAGUCGGCCAUCAUUACCCACAACACCCGUAUGCGACGCCCGCAUCGGGAGCUCAUAUGCAACCACAAACGAUGAUCGAUUACACACAACUGCAUCCGCAGAGACUUGGCAGUACAGCCAGUCAUAUGCAUCAACAUACAAACCCGAGCCCGGGCGCUUUAUCACCAAAUUUAAUGUCGACGCCUUCAAGCCAAGCCGCUGCUGCUAGUUGUAAAUUUGCCGACUCCACUUCCACAACUGGAGUUGCAUCACCACAAGACUUAUCAACGUCUUCAGGACCUGGAAGAACUUCACCUGGUUUUGGAGGUGUCGGACAAAAUUCUAGUGGAACGAGCACUAAGUUAGGACUGACAACACCUAUCGCUUCUCCAGUUGAGCACAAAGCUAAUGUGAAUCAGAACAUCUCCAGCCCGGCUUCAAGUACAUCGAGCAAUGAGAGUAACGAGGCUAAUAACUCUAGUAAUAACACGAAGAAUUCAAAAUCGUCGACGGCGCAAGCGAACCCUCCGCAGAUUUAUCCCUGGAUGAAAAGAGUGCACCUAGGACAAAGUACAGUCAAUGCCAACGGCGAGACGAAACGUCAGAGAACAUCUUAUACCCGAUAUCAAACGCUCGAACUAGAGAAAGAGUUCCACUUCAACCGGUACCUGACGCGGAGGAGACGAAUUGAGAUCGCGCAUGCGCUCUGCCUAACCGAACGUCAAAUCAAGAUCUGGUUCCAGAACCGACGCAUGAAAUGGAAGAAAGAACAUAAGAUGGCUUCGAUGAACAUAGUCCCGUACCAUAUGAAUCCGUAUGGCCACCCCUACCAGUUUGAUCUUCACCCGAGCCAGUUCGCGCACCUCUCCGCAUAGGAUCAGUGGAAUUUUUCGAACAGCGGAUAACUGAUUUAUUAAACUAGACAGUCGUCCAUAAUGUGGGGUUGUAUGUAUGUUGACUGCUUGAGGCAGUCAGGGUACAGCAACCAGACUGGAUCAGUUAUUCGCUGUUCGAAAAAUUUCUCUAGUGUAGUUAAUUUUGUUAAAAUUGUUAUUGUGGCGUUACAUAUGACGAUAGAGACGAUGGUAAUGUGCGUCAAAAUUGCAGUGAAAUCAGUGAUGAAAACAAAGUGUUAAGACAAAAUUUCCAACAUCAUCCGAUCAAUUGAUUUUGAACUUAGUUAUUGUGACAUCUUCUUCGCAUAAUAUUACUU
This is a messenger RNA of Amyelois transitella, 1397 nucleotides long. It is a transcript of the gene Scr, whose product is annotated as homeotic protein Sex combs reduced. Gene Ontology annotation, cellular component: nucleus. Gene Ontology annotation, biological process: anterior/posterior pattern specification; negative regulation of transcription by RNA polymerase II. Gene Ontology annotation, molecular function: RNA polymerase II cis-regulatory region sequence-specific DNA binding; DNA-binding transcription factor activity, RNA polymerase II-specific. The record is from RefSeq and is a predicted model, not a curated record. Lineage: Eukaryota; Metazoa; Arthropoda; Insecta; Lepidoptera; Pyralidae. The coding region runs from base 1 to 1059 and encodes 352 amino acids. The transcript has 2 exons.